AAUUCUGUCAAAAAUGAUUAAGUAUUUUAUUUAUGACGAAGUUGUCAUUCAUGAUAAAAUCGAUAAUUUUUGGGUGAUUAUUCAUGGAGAUGUCAUCGAUUUGACACCAUUGCUUCAAGAUAGAAUUGAAUCAUGGAAUUUGAAUCUGGAAUACAUUUUGGGUUUUGGUGGAAAAGAUUUAAGUUCAUAUUUUUAUAAAGAUGGCACACCUCGAAUGGAAACGUCAGCUAAAACUGGAAGGAAGAGAGUUCUUUUUCCGCCAAUAGUUGAAGUUACUACAAGUGAAAUGUUAAGAACUGAAGGUAAAAUUUGGAGUCAAGAUCCAAAAUAUAAAAUUGGAAAAUUAACAAAGCAAGAACGACAAAUUCGAAUAAUAAACACUCUUACUGGAACAACUCAAUUAAUGAAAGUCUGUGAAGAAGAUAAAAUUUACGACAUUUUAGUAAAAUAUAAAAAGUUUUACAACUUCCAUGCCAGUAGCUAUGUUUGGAGAAUGAAACCAAUUAAUGGAUCCAAAUGUGGACGACGAUUGUUCUUCAAAAAAACCUUAACCGAAAAUGGACUCUUCAAGGAAAAGCAUGGAAUUCCACCAUCAAUUUGGCUUUAUUAUUCCGAUGAUCUAACUAUUGCUUAGUUUACAGGAAGGUGAUUUUGUGUCGUAAUAAAUUAGUUUCCUUUUCCACCGCGAAAUGAAUUAAAAUCGCAAGUGAUUUAUAUUCAAAACUGAAAACUCUUAUGGAACCUUCUUUUUUUUGUUUACGCAUUUUUAAUUAUAAUCACAUCCAUAUUUGUUGAUAUUGAAAA
Messenger RNA from Episyrphus balteatus (marmalade hoverfly), 804 nucleotides. RefSeq names its product cytochrome b5 domain-containing protein 1. Lineage: Eukaryota; Metazoa; Arthropoda; Insecta; Diptera; Syrphidae. The record is from RefSeq and is a predicted model, not a curated record. The coding region runs from base 14 to 634 and encodes 206 amino acids. The transcript has 5 exons.